AAAUUGUUUCUGUAUCUGUUUGUCUGAGAUUGGGUAAAGCAGCUAAGGAGCAGAGAGCAGACAGAGACAGAGGGGACAGAAAACCCAAAAGAUAACUAGGAGGAGGAUUUAAGAAAAAAAAAAAAAAAAGAGGAAGACAACAAGCCUGAUUCUUGAGUGCGUUAUUUUAAGUGCUAGGAUGACUGGAGUGUGGCGAUGCAUGUUGGCAAUAAUGGUGCUGAUGUGUGUGUGCUUGUGGGAUUCUGGUGAGGCUGUGGGGGGGGCUGUAAGUCGACCACGACCCCAGAGACGACCUCGCAAGAAGCCAAAGGUCGACCCUAUUGAUGUGACUCCACCAGCACAGAACAUAGAUAUACAGCGGAUGACGGGAAUAUGGUACCUGCUAAACACUGCUUCCAAAUGCUCAUUCCUGAUAAAUCAUGGAACCAAAGUGGAACCCACAGUGAUGAACCUCACACUGAACUCUGCCUCUGACCAAACACUGUUUGUUAGCACGAAAACACGACAUAAUCACCAGUGUUGGGAGAUAUUGCAGGUCUACGAUUUAACCCCAACCCCAGGACGUCUGACACUUAAAGGAGCUCGUCCAGAACUGAACACUGAGAUAGUGAUUGGAGAGACGGACUAUAACUCAUAUGCAAUCAUGUACUACCAGAAACAUGGCAAGAUAACCCUGAAACUCUAUGGUAGAUCUGUAGACAAUCUGUCAGAGCCGAUGUUGACCAAGUUUGAGCAGCUUGCUGCAAAACAGGGUUUUGGACUGGCAUACCUCUUCCCUUUCCCCACAUACAGUCACUGUGGUGAUGUGGACCAGGAUCAUGUCAUCAACUGUGUCCCCACUUGUUGAAGAAUCAGAGCUGCGCAACAGACAGAUCCAGCCCUGCAGCGUUCAGCAGCUCUCACGCGUGUAUUUGACUACGUUUAAAAAUGCGAAUAUCAGCAAGAAAGUUGUUCAAAGACUGCAUCGAGGUCUUCAAAUUGCGAAACUGUCAAAUGUAAAUGUUACCAGUCACAGAUGGAUAAAACAAAAUAAAGCAAACUUUUUUUUGAUCUA
Toxotes jaculatrix (banded archerfish) is the source of this 1054-nucleotide messenger RNA. It is a transcript of the gene c8g, whose product is annotated as complement component 8, gamma polypeptide. Bases 179 to 847 code for a protein of 222 amino acids. Lineage: Eukaryota; Metazoa; Chordata; Actinopteri; Toxotidae. The record is from RefSeq and is a predicted model, not a curated record. The transcript is spliced from 7 exons. Gene Ontology annotation, biological process: complement activation. Gene Ontology annotation, cellular component: membrane attack complex.